Messenger RNA from Myxocyprinus asiaticus (Chinese sucker), 4881 nucleotides. Its product is annotated as malectin-like. The coding region runs from base 429 to 1286 and encodes 285 amino acids. The transcript is spliced from 6 exons. Gene Ontology annotation, cellular component: membrane. Gene Ontology annotation, molecular function: carbohydrate binding. Lineage: Eukaryota; Metazoa; Chordata; Actinopteri; Cypriniformes; Catostomidae. The record is from RefSeq and is a predicted model, not a curated record.
GCCACUCUUUGCUCUUUCCAUCCCUUCAGCAGUUUUCAAUCUGCGCUGCUGACUACACAUACUAAUAGUACUGACGCGACCUACCACGCGACAAACUACUGUGAAUUCAGGCGCAAAAAACAUCGAAGCCUCUGCAUUGAUCAGUAUACACGCGAAGAAUUAGCACCGCGCGCGAUCGUCUAUGAAAGUGUACAGCGCGCGAGCCGCACACAGGGGUGCAGAUGUAAGGGAAUAUACCUGCAGACAACAGCUGCCACACUGAUGACAGAGCAAGGGGGAAGUCAGUUAACCAGCUAACCACCCAAAGCUAUACUCCGACUGUCAGGCAGGUAAAUGAUCGUCGAUUUGGACGGUUCAACCACAACGUGCGACUCAAGCUUCUGAACGGAGCCGUCCGCUACAGAAAGUGUUUCGCAGAUUGCACAAAUAUGAGGAGGGUGACAGUGCGCUGUGUUGCCCGGCUCUUCCUCGCGGCGUUGUGGCUGCUGGUGGAAGAGUGUCGGGCUGAGAGCGGGGCCCCGAGUCUGGCUGACAGAGUCAUCUGGGCUGUGAACUCCGGCGGGGACGCGCACACAGACGUGCACGGCAUUCAUUAUAAAAAAGAUCCACUGGAAGGAAAAGUGGGGAAAGCAUCAGACUAUGGUGUUCGGUUGCCUAUACUGCGCUCCAGUCCAGAGGAUCAGAUUCUCUACCAGACAGAACGCUACAAUGAGGAUACAUUUGGAUAUGAAGUGCCCAUCAGGGAAGAGGGAGACUACAUACUGGUCAUGAAAUAUGCUGAGGUUUACUUCGCUCAGUCUCAACAAAAGGUUUUUGAUGUGCGUUUGAAUGGCCAUGUUGUGGUGAAAGAUCUGGAUAUCUUUGACCGUGUUGGUCACAGCACAGCUCAUGAUGAAAUUGUGCCAUUCUCGAUAAAAAGAGGAAAACUGAGCGUGCAUGGGGAAGUUUCCACUUUUAAUGGGAAACUCAUGGUAGAGUUUGUAAAGGGUUACUAUGACAACCCCAAGGUUUGUGCACUGUAUGUGAUGAAGGGCAAGCUAGAAGAUGUGCCAAAACUACAGCCACAUCCUGGGCUGGAGAAGAGAGAGGAAGAGGAGGAGGAAGAAGAUGAAGGGGAAGGGGGAGAGGGCGAAAAAAAGAGUGCCUCCACCGCUCCCAAGAAUCUUGUUCGGUCUGGUCCACGCACCCCCAACCCAUAUGCUGCUGAUAACAGCAGCCUGAUGUUCCCUAUACUAGUGGCGUUUGGGGUCUUCAUCCCCACCCUCUUCUGCCUCUGCCGCCUGUAAUGGGGAAGCGAGUGAACGAGUGGGGGAGAGGAGAAGCGAUGGACAUCAGGCUGUGGAUGGGUGGGGGGAGGGACAUACAGCCGCAGGUACAGGAAGGAAUACAGACUGAAGUUACAACAGACAGAAAGAUAAAAGACGAGCAAGGGACUCAGCAUGCAGAAAUGUGGAGGUUUGAGAGAUUUCUGGUCAUUAAAAGAGGUGACCCAGAAAAUAAGAGAAUUUAGAGUGCAAGAUCAUUUGUGCGUGUGUAUGUGUUUGUGUUUGUACACAAUUAAUAUCAAUUUUAGUUUGAGGAGUUCCAAGAGGUAUUGAAUAAAGGCACACACACACACGAGGCAGGACUAACCACUUUGCUAACCUGGUUUGUCUGGUCUAGCAAGAGAUAAGAGGAAGAGUUUGGGACACUCCCAGAUCACCUGUCCUAAUUCAUAGGAAAUUAUUUGCAAGGAGUAGCUUUGAUCUGCUGGUCAUUGGCCUCCAGUGGGAGGCAGAAAUGGUACAAGAAACUUCUGAAGCCGUUAUUGACACUGGUCAUUUGGUAAUGCAUCUAACCCUCAGUGGCAGGUAAUAAACAAGAGUUGGGAUUUAUUUAGGUUUAUUAAGACCCUUUUUAUUUUCUUAUAAAAGCUUUCUGUGUCUCCAGCUUCUUAAUCAUUAUCUUUGAUUUAAAGAAUCACGUAGAUUGAAAUCCAAUGUCAUUCAUCAAGAAUUAUAUUCAAAUUUGUCUGGGGACCUCAUUCCCAAUUCUUCCAAGUACAAAUUUGCAGUGCAUAGCAACAUUUUAUUCUCCUGCUGCCCAUGAGUGAGUGUAAAUUAUUCUUUUUCCCCAUUUACUUGGACAGUUUGGUCUCAUAAUUAAUGCAUUAAAUAAUACAUGCAAUUUUCUGAUGAGGUUUGGCACAAUUGUUCCUCCUUAUUUAGGAACAGAAAGAGGCUCUGUUAUAAACUGGCCUUUUGGGCCUUGACAUUAAGAUUGUGUUGGACCGAAGUGCUAUUUGAAGUUUUAAAUGCCCUUCUCUCUUAUUGGUACAUGAUGUGUCUUGAACAGCCUUUAAUUGGUAAAUGAGCAUAGUCGUGCAUAAUUUAAUAUUCCGGGUUCAAUACAAGUUAAGCUCAACUGACAGCAUUUGUGGCAUAAUACUGAUUACCACAAAAGUAAAUUUAAACUCGUCCCUCCUUUUCUUAAAAAAAAAAAAAAAGAAAAAUCUGGGUUCCAGUGAGGCACUUACAAUAAAAGCGAAUGGGUCCAAUCUGUAAACGUUAAAAUACUUUUUUUAAAGUAUAGACACAAGACCUAAACUACAUGCUUAAAUCACGUUAACACGCGUAAUAAAAUGGUUUACUAACCAUUUCUGUGUAAAGUUUAAGCUAAUUUUACAACUUUGUUGCCAUGACUACGUAACGCUGUCAACACUGAAAAUCUGAAAUGACCAUAAAAAUUAAGGUUUAAACAACUUUACAGCCCAAAUAAUACACCAGUUUUAGCAGAAGAAUUAAUGUAAGUGCUUUUAUAAAAUUAAAAUCUUCAUAUUUCUGCCUUUUUAAACCCUCCAAAAAUUGGCCCCAUUCACUUUCAUAGGAAGUGCCUCACUGUAACCUCUUUUUUUUUUUUUUUUUAGAAAUGGAGGGACGAGUCUAAAUAAUUGUUUUGCAGUUAUCAACAUUAUGCCUAAAAUGCUGUCGAUUGAGCUUAACUUGAAAUGAACCCGGGAUAUUCCUUUGUUUAACAUUGCAUGGCUUGGCCACUAGUUGUUUUGUCAUUACCAUGUUUUCUUUCUCAAUGAUGCCACCAUCACUGAGUUUUCCUCUCGGCAUGACCACACAGGUCCUUUUUAACAACACCACCAAAGAUACUUUUUGAUUUAUGUGUGUUUCACAUAAUACCACCUACAUGCUUUUGGUAGAAGAAUGAUUGGUGUUUACUGAUAAUGCUAUGAUUGAGAAAUGCUGUCUGCAAUCAAUAGUGUCCCAUGAUGCAUAGUUCAACAGAUACAUGCCAUACACUGUGAAGUAUGGAUGCAGAUGUGAAGCAUGAAUUUUUUAGUCAAGGUGGCUGAACUUCUCUGCUGUCAUUUAAGCUUGCACUAUGUACGCAUGUUAAAUGGCAGCCUAAAGUGAACUUUCACCAAAUCUGGGAACAUUUCCAUUCCACCUCAUCUGGUAUACUCCAGUUAUGUCUUGCUAUUUGUAUUGUCUCUUUUUGUCUUUAUGAUCAUGGCUGUAUGUAGUUUGUCACCCAUGUAUUUCUUGACAGCAGUUUUGUUCAUUGUUUUUUUUUUCCUUUCAUUUUGGUUAUAACAGCCUGUCCUAAAAAGUGAUUAGUGUGCUAUCAAGAGACCACAUUUUACACUGCUGAAACCAGCGAACUCUUUCAAUAAUGACCACAAUCACGCCACUGUACUGUCUGAUUUUGUCCCAGUGCUUGACCCUUUCUCGUGUGUGAACUUGUUAAAAAAAAAAGGAAAAAAAAAACUGAUCUUGGCCUUCACCUUCUCAAUCGAUGGGAGGGUCAGCGUUUUGCCUUUUUAUUUUGAUUGUUUAAAACAGAAAAUAAUCACGAUAACAUUUGUAGCGCCUUUUUCGUUUAUUAGAGCGUUGCAGAAAUUCGAUUGCUGAUUGUCGCCAAAGUCAUGAUUUGGUUUUUUCUUCGAAUUAACUUUUACACGGUGGAUGUGUAUAUAAGGUACUUUGGUCACAUUUGUUGUGCCAUUCUCUUCAGAAUAUUGUUGUUCCAUUUUUAUUUUGCUGUUUGUGUUAUUGCUAUAGCUAUUGGGGUGUCUGGGUUUUUAAAUCGCUUGUUAGAGUUUGGAGGAGUGGCCUUGAGAAUUGUUCUUAAAUUGUUCUGGUUGUGGAAUUGGUCUUUAUAAUGACAGUGAUUUGGUUUGCAGAUACAUAGACACACUGACUGAUUGUCAGAAAGCACUUGAAUCAUAUUGAAGUUGCUUUUCGGUUGGGUUUCUUUUUAUGUUCUAUAAUUUAAGCAAAAGGAUUUGGGUUGGAUGUUAAAAUAUGGAUAACUUGUUGGUAGUUGCUUUUUAUUUCCUCAGGAUCUCUGGAUUUACUUUUAUGUGAUGACUGUUUUACUAGUUUGAAUUAUUGCACUGCCUGCUGUUGUUUUAAAAAGUAUUUUUGGUUUGUUUGUCUUAAUUUUCUUUAUUUUCUGUUUUUCAUUAUGUACUUUUCCCCAUUGCCUUAAAUUUGAAUACAUCCUCAUGUGCUUUAACAUUAUGUGCUCUUUAAUCUUAUUUCCAUGUUAUUAGUUGAUUUGUUGCAUGGUGGUUCAGUUUUUCAUGGACUAUUACAAAAGACCACAUUGAGGCUCUUCGUUGUGCCCUCUUUCAUGAAGAGCUCAUCAUGAGUAUUUCUCCACACAAACUGCAGAGUUGAGGAGGGAUUUAGUUCUCUGAUAAUGCAUAGACUUGUCUCUUGUUGAAGUACCUGUACCCCUUUAACACUCCUCCCUGUGAUCUGAACAGAACCUGGAAACUGGUGAUAUAAUAGCAGAACGGUUACCCCCAUUGUCCUAGAGAGGCUUCUGAACUGGGAACUGCAAAUUAAUGCUGUUUCUUUUUAAUAAAUGUGCUAUUUUAUCUAA